CGGCGGCGGCGGCUGCCCGGCUCGCCCCCUCGGCCCUGCCCGGGGCUGGUCCGCGGGCGGCGCGGCGCGGCGGGCCGGGUCGGGGCGCGGGAGCGGCUGUCUCCUGCGGGAGGAGAGGAGGCUGGCUCCGGGGGCGACCGCCGGGGUGGCGUGGGCUGGUCGCUCAGUAGACCUUCAUGGAGGAGCACGGCGUGACCCAAACAGAGCACAUGGCUACCAUAGAAGCCCACGCCGUGGCCCAGCAAGUGCAGCAGGUCCAUGUGGCCACCUACACCGAGCACAGCAUGCUGAGCGCCGACGAAGACUCGCCGUCUUCUCCCGAGGACACCUCCUACGAUGACUCCGACAUCCUCAACUCCACCGCGGCUGAUGAGGUAACAGCCCAUUUGGCUGCUGCAGGUCCUGUGGGAAUGGCCGCUGCUGCUGCGGUGGCCACAGGAAAGAAGCGGAAACGACCGCACGUGUUUGAGUCGAACCCGUCAAUCCGGAAGAGACAGCAAACGCGCUUGCUUCGGAAACUACGAGCCACUUUAGACGAAUAUACGACUCGAGUGGGACAGCAAGCUAUAGUCCUCUGUAUUUCACCCUCCAAACCCAACCCUGUCUUUAAAGUGUUCGGCGCCGCACCUCUGGAGAAUGUGGUGCGCAAGUACAAGAGCAUGAUCCUGGAAGACCUGGAGUCGGCCCUGGCAGAACACGCCCCCGCGCCACAGGAGGUUAACUCCGAGCUGCCGCCUCUCACCAUCGACGGAAUUCCGGUCUCUGUGGACAAAAUGACCCAGGCCCAGCUUCGGGCAUUUAUUCCAGAAAUGCUCAAGUACUCCACGGGGCGGGGAAAACCAGGCUGGGGCAAAGAAAGCUGUAAACCCAUCUGGUGGCCUGAAGACAUCCCGUGGGCAAACGUCCGGAGUGAUGUCCGCACAGAAGAGCAGAAGCAGAGGGUUUCAUGGACUCAGGCGCUACGGACCAUAGUUAAAAACUGUUAUAAGCAGCACGGGCGGGAGGACCUUUUGUACGCGUUCGAAGACCAGCAAACACAAACACAGGCCACCACCACGCACAGUAUAGCCCAUCUUGUCCCGUCCCAGACCGUAGUCCAGACCUUUAGUAACCCUGACGGCACUGUCUCACUUAUCCAGGUUGGUACAGGGGCAACAGUAGCCACAUUGGCUGAUGCUUCAGAAUUGCCAACCACAGUCACUGUUGCCCAAGUGAAUUAUUCUGCUGUGGCUGACGGAGAGGUCGAACAAAAUUGGGCCACGUUACAAGGAGGGGAAAUGACCAUCCAGACGACACAAGCGUCAGAGGCCACCCAGGCGGUGGCCUCGUUGGCAGAAGCGGCGGUGGCGGCGUCUCAGGAGAUGCAGCAGGGAGCGACGGUCACCAUGGCACUGAACAGUGAGGCCGCUGCCCAUGCCGUCGCCACGCUAGCCGAGGCCACCUUGCAAGGCGGGGGACAGAUCGUCCUGUCUGGAGAAACCGCAGCAGCCGUCGGAGCACUUACUGGAGUCCAGGAUGCUAAUGGCCGGCAAGUGAAAUGUUUUGAAGGACUUCCCUCCAGCCUAGAAAGACCUGUAGAUACCCUUGACGGCUCUAAAAACCGCAGAAGUUACUUAGGACUGGUCCAGAUCCCCGUCAGCAUGUACCAGACUGUGGUCACCAGCCUCGCGCAGGGCAACGGGCCGGUGCAAGUGGCCAUGGCCCCAGUGACCACCAGGAUAGCGGACAGCGCGGUCACCAUGGACGGCCAGGCGGUGGAGGUGGUGACCCUGGAGCAGUGACCCGCCGCCAAGCCAGAGCUCCCUUUUCUAGUCUCCUUCCAGAUUUUGUACACGUUUGCAGAGGUGCAAUCACAUGGAAUUAAGUCUCUUGACUUAGGAAGACAAGUUUUGUUAACUUUUUUUUUUUUUUAAGAAAAAAAAGGAAGAAAGGCAGCAGAUUUGGGACUCGUGUUUUUUAAAGCACCACUCUGAGCUCCGGGGGGCCGGCGAGAGUGAGAGACUGCACUCCCGCAUUCACCGUCCCCUCAAAAAAAGGCCAAAUUGUGGCAGGACUUCUUUCUGCGGAAACGUGUGUGUAUACAUCCGUGUGUCUCUGUGUGAGUGUGAAUAUAUGUAUAUGUGUACAUAGGGAUAUACACAUUUACAUAUAUGUACAAAGUAUAUAUAUAUGUAUAUGUUUAUAUAUAUAUAUAUGGAACCCGCAUGGAUUAUCUGUAUGAAAUCAAGGUGAGCUGUGGGGAAAUAAUUCACCCAGUUUAGUGGGUGUCGGGUACGUGGCCAGACACAGCCACCCAGUUGUCGUUCAUACCAGGGUCAUGCGAUGAGCUACUGACAAACUCAGGCGGAGGUGACCGUGGCCUUCACCAAAACUGCCUCCCAGAGGCCGCCCCGGACUCCCCGCGGCCUCGGAGGGAGCCCGCGCCCCCGGGUGGCCGGCAAGGUCACGGGCCUCCUGGUCUGGCAGCUGAGAGCUCCUCGGGCUGGCCCUGGUGCCGACCUUGCCACCUCCAGGCCAACGUCCUCCACCGUCCUGGGCAGGGCCCCAGAGGCCGCCCACCCUGUCCGGGGUGCCCUCCCGCCCUGUUAACUCUUAGAACGUUGCUUUGGUCUGAAGGCCAGUCCUGAACCGGUCCGGGUAGAUGAGCAGAAGGUAACAGAAGUAUUAAGGGUUUAAGGAGUAUGUGUGCGUUAUUAAGUAUGCUUGGGGGGGUGGGGGGCGCUCGGGGAGGUGGGGCGAGGAUGGGACAAGGAGCGUGAGGGGUAGGGAGAGAAAAACCCUCAGAAACCCGGAUCCCCCGUGGGGGCAGCUUCUCCCCCAACCCUGUCCUGCCCUGGAGCAGGGAGGGGGGGGCAGCCCUCACAGGAGGGGGCGUCCUGCACCCCGGGACCAAGGCCCUGUUUCAUCGGGGACACGGGCCCCACCAGGCUCUCCGGUGAUCCAGGACCCCUCGUCGUGCCCCCAGACACUGGCGGUCUGGGCCACUCUCACAUUCUCAGCUGCACGCCGGGGCAAGCGCUAGGCUCCAGGCUCCCCCGGGGGCCUCAUCGCCCCACCUUGAGUCAGGGAACCCCUCUGUCCCCCUCCCCGGCCCUGCGUCCCCACCCCCACCCCUUGUGUGAUAGUGUAUUUAAUGUGUUUUUUUAAUGCAACAUUAAAAGAUUCUUCACGUCUUGCUCAGCCUUUGAGAAAAGUUUCAGAUUCUUGUAUUUGCUUGUUUUAUAUAAAACUCUCCAAUGGUCUUUGUAUGUUUUUCUUUUUUUGUUUUUGUUUUUCUGUACGUCAGGGGGUGAGGGUAAGGGAGGGGAGGGAGAUUUACAUAUAAACAGUCCUAGUUCUACAAUUUGUUAUUUUUUUAAUUAUUAUUUUUUUAACGGUCAGUGUGACUCUGUCCAGGGCCUCUAACGCCCGUGUUCCUCGUCAUGAAAUAACCUCCUAGUUUGAGACGUUGCCAAGGAGAAUCCGAGCAAACCCCAGUAGCAGAGCAUGGAUUCUGUGUUUUCCGUUCUGUCUGUCACUGCCUCCUUCAAUAAAUGGUUCCAAACGUGG
This is a messenger RNA of Sorex araneus (European shrew), 3549 nucleotides long. RefSeq names its product nuclear respiratory factor 1 (gene NRF1). The coding region runs from base 177 to 1781 and encodes 534 amino acids. Gene Ontology annotation, molecular function: RNA polymerase II cis-regulatory region sequence-specific DNA binding; DNA-binding transcription factor activity, RNA polymerase II-specific. The record is from RefSeq and is a predicted model, not a curated record. Gene Ontology annotation, cellular component: nucleus. NCBI's taxonomy places the organism in Eukaryota, Metazoa, Chordata, Mammalia, Eulipotyphla, Soricidae. The transcript is spliced from 12 exons. Gene Ontology annotation, biological process: regulation of transcription by RNA polymerase II.